AUGUACUUGUUAAUAUGUAGGGGGCUGGUAUCUUCAGCUAGCAGACCUCGUGAAGACAGUUGGUUAAAAUCGCUAUUUGUUCGCAAAGUCGAUCCAAGGAAAGAUGCUCACUCCAACCUACUAGCCAAAAGAGAGACCAGCAGUCUGUAUAAACUACAGAUUCACAAUGUAAAACCAGAAUAUCUAGACGCCUACAACAAGCUUUGUCAAGAGGUGCUGCCAAAGAUUCAUGAAGAAAAACACUACCCAUGUGCACUGGUGGGGACUUGGAACACGUGGUACGGAGAGCAAGAUCAGGCUGUUCAUCUAUGGAGAUACGAGGGAGGCUAUCCAGCUCUCAAUGAUGUAAUGAAUAAACUCCGUCAAAAUAAGGAAUUCACAGAGUUUCGCAAAGAAAGAGGUAACAUGCUUCUCUCGCGCAAGAACCAAUUAUUGCUGGAGUUCAGUUUCUGGAAUGAACCUGUUCCCAGAGAGGGGCCUAAUAUUUAUGAACUGAGAUCCUAUCAACUUAGGCCGGGAACAAUGAUUGAGUGGGGAAAUUAUUGGGCUCGUGCAAUUCGUUUCCGACAGGAUAAUAAUGAAGCAGUGGGAGGAUUUUUCUCACAAAUUGGACAGCUGUAUAUGGUUCAUCACCUUUGGGCUUACAAAGAUCUCCAAACCAGAGAAGAUAUAAGGAACGCUGCGUGGCAUAAACCUGGCUGGGAUGAACUAGUCUAUUACACAGUGCCCCUAAUUCAGGAAAUGGAGUCCAGAAUCAUGAUACCCUUGAAGAUUUCUCCGCUUCAGUAAAGUCACUGAUUUACUUGUGCCUACAUAGAUAAAGUGACAAGUAUUUGUCUUAAAUUAAUUUAUGGUAUACAUUGUAUAUCAUAGUCUGAAAUAUACAAGUACUGUACUGAGCUUAUGAAAAAGACCUCUUUUCUUCAGAAUCUGAUGACCUUUUGCUCUUAGGAUUGUACCAGGAAAAAAAAGAAAUACGGGACUGUAACUGAAAGGCUGGUUAAUUGAAAAACAUGUGAGUUCCUCUGUGAGACAGCUGCUGAGGUUAAGCGUGGCAUCCAGUGUCCAAUGCCUUCUGCUGCGCAGGCAGUGCCGGCGGUCAGUAACAGCAGCAGAACGGAGCGUUACAGCUGCCGUGGCCUUUGUGCAGCAUCGUAAUGACCGUGGGUUUCAAAAACAAACACGGAGUUCUGAAAUCAGAAGCUCUGGAGCCCUCAGUCAGCUCCGAACUACACCUGGCUGUCCUGGCAGGCCUGAAUCAGUAAGUAGCUCUGAAUUGACAACUAGGUAGUCAUUAACUGAGGGUGCUGUUCGUCAGGGGAGGGCUUAUGGACAGAGAGCAGGGCGUUCCGUUUUGCAAGGACUCUGAAGCCUGCUGAAACCAAUUGCACGUUUGUGGAGAUACCUGCACCUGAAAUUAAUUUGGUGAAGGGUGACCUACGGUUUUCAAAGAGAUGCUGACAAGAUGCGGUUGUCCGAACAUUCUGCAGGGAGUCAAGUUCAGUUAAAUGCAUUUCUCUCUACCAGUAACUUGGAAGUCUAGGAAAAGGGGUUUAAUUUAAUAAGCAAUCAUUACUUCAGACAUAUGCUUGGUCGGGUAUUUCACUAACUGUGCGGUAGGUACUUACGAAUUGAUGUGUGACACUGGCGCAUGUUGAGUCAAUAGGAUUGGCAUAAAGCGGUGUCCCAUUAUGUCCAGUUCUAUUUCGGUUUCACUUUUAGACUAGAGUAUAUCAACACUUGGUGUCUGCAAUGAUGUGAACAUCCUGUAAGUGAAAAUACUAUUCUCUCUCUAAAGUGGCUUCAAGUGUAACAUACAGAAUGUACAAAUCAGUUACUGAAUGUCCAGUUUGUACAUUUCAAUGAGUUUUCAGGAAGAACAUAUCAGUCAAUAAAAUCCUUUUAAUUUUCACAU
Apaloderma vittatum (bar-tailed trogon) is the source of this 1915-nucleotide messenger RNA. It is a transcript of the gene NIPSNAP2, whose product is annotated as glioblastoma amplified sequence. Gene Ontology annotation, cellular component: mitochondrion. Bases 1 to 789 code for a protein of 262 amino acids. NCBI's taxonomy places the organism in Eukaryota, Metazoa, Chordata, Aves, Trogoniformes, Trogonidae. The record is from RefSeq and is a predicted model, not a curated record. The transcript is spliced from 9 exons.